This is a messenger RNA of Malassezia pachydermatis, 2490 nucleotides long. RefSeq lists its product as hypothetical. The coding region runs from base 1 to 2490 and encodes 829 amino acids. The record is from RefSeq and is a predicted model, not a curated record. NCBI's taxonomy places the organism in Eukaryota, Fungi, Basidiomycota, Malasseziomycetes, Malasseziales, Malasseziaceae. The transcript has 4 exons.
AUGAAAACGUCAGAGCCUGCAUCCCAGUCGCCCCUACCGCACGAAACAUCUGCUGUCGAUCUCCAUGCCUUAGAUGAGCGCCUCUUGGACGAUUCGGAUUCGCUGCAGAUUUCAUUUCAGCGAUCUCACGCUUCUGAUCUCUCUUCUGUCCUUACAGGAGAAGCUAGUGACUUGAGUGAUGACGCACAAUUUAUGGCCGAAGAGCCACCGACUUCUUUGUCAAGUAACCAUUCAACCUCGCUCGAUGCUAUACCUGACUCACCAUCUACUUCAAGAGCUAGGAGUGUCUCUCCGUCUUCUGUGAAGAACGACAUGUCGACACACACGUCGCGCGAGGGAUCGAGGAUACUCUCUCCUAUUCCUUCCAAUACGAAGAAGGACGGCACGGUAUCGAGCCAAACGUCCAUUGCAUCUUCUUCGAUUGCUUCGUAUGGGCUAGCUCGUCCAUCGUCCAGCCAUGAUAUGGCCGGUACACCUGCAACGUCACAUAUGUCGCCCGAGAUGGACAAAGACACGUUGGCCCAGGCAGGCGCCACAUUACCGCCGCCAACGCCACCAACACAGUCCCAUCCAACGUCAGAUCCCUAUGUAUCCGCGACAACGCCGCUUCAUCCACCUGUGCCUGGCCGCACAGCGUUCCAUGCAGCUAUGACGCACGAUACUCGCUCGGUGGAUUUCACCAACGAAGGGCUGUCUGCGCUUUCGACUCAUGCAGAGCUAAGUCAUGGUGCUCCUACGACAUGGUCUCGCAUCUUAGCCAACGCGCCUGAGCCUGAUACCAGUCCUGCGUCUAAAACGAACGAUGUCUCCAUUGCGCCUUUACUAGCCUCUGCGUCGUCGGAACAGAGUGGCGAGAAAGAUUUCGUGGCGCCCCAUGCCCAUGUGGACCCUCACCGUCUUGUGAUGUACCAACACAAAAUCAAUGAGCGGCUUACUCGCGAGAAUGAGCUGCUCAAGGCCGAGUGUGACGCACUGAUCCAACUCCUCCAGAAGCACCAAGUGCCCCUGGAUGGCUCAGACGAGGCUAGUCCAGCCUCCUCAGCACAGACGGCAGAAAUGGAGACGCUUCGUCGGCGCAAUGCCGAGCUGGAGGCCAUGGUUCAAUCGCAGCCACAGGCUCUUGAGGCGAGGAAGGCGUCCGUGUCACACGACGCGACGGCGUUGCAGCAUACGACAGAUACCCUACAGGAUCAACAUGAUCAAAUUCUUACGCACGUUGAAGCCACGAUGACGCAGCCCACGGAAGAGGAGCUGCGUGGCUGUAUAGAACAGCUGACAUCGGCGCUGCAAGAAGCACAUGGUCUCAUCAACACACUUCGAGAGCAGCCGUCGCUUUCGUCGUCGGUCUCGACCGCCAGUGCGUCCGUCAGCACAUCACGGCCUAUACCGAUCGAUGCGUCAUCCUGGCGUCAUUCCACGCCCAGCCGCGUGCCUGCGAUGGAUGCCUUACGUCGCUCCGUGGCCGCGUUGUCCGUCACCGACGAUGCAGGCCUUGUUAUGUCGGACUUGGGCGCCUUGCAGGAGACGGUGCGUACGCUCACGCACGACUUGCAAGCUACGCAGGCCAAGCUACAGGAAGCUUUGGCCUAUACGACGGAAGCAAAUGCCAGCAAACUGCGCAUCGAAGCACGGCUGGCUACCACGGCGGAUGAACUGGCUGACGCAGAAGCGCGCUUGCACGACCGUUCGCAGCAGCUGCAGAUGUUGCGGGAGCAGCGCUCUGAUACGACGCUGACCAAAGUGACCAUGGCCCGCCUUGAAUCGGCCCUGCAAGAGGCUCAGCGUGAGGUAUCUACUGCGCGUGCGCAGCAUGAGCAGGCCGAGCACCAACAAGCGAUCCUGGCUGAGCAGCUGCAGCGGGCUGAGACGCGCUUUGUCCAGGCCCAGCAAGCAGCCGACGAAGCACGGGAGGCUCGCGUCGUAUGCGAGGCCCAUAUGGACGACCAACUUACGCAGCUGCAAUCGCUACGACGUGUGCUCGCAGAUCAGAACGCCGAGUUAGGCCAGCUGCGGGGCGAAAAGGAUCACUUGUGGAUCGAGCGACGCCAGAUUCUGGAGCAACUGCGCGUGUUUGAGCAGCAUUUGCGCGACGUACGUGCCGAAACGGAUCGGUACGGCUCGGAACUGCACGCGCUCCAGCGCGAGAAGGCGCAAUGGUCACGCGAGCGAUCGUCGAGCCCAGCACAGGAGCAGAUGGUCCGCGAGCACGUUGCCCAGGCCAUUCGUGCGCUGGCGCCGCGCUGGCAGGCGGAGCGUGAGCGAGUCCAAGCGCUUCUUUUCCAAAAGGCGUACUUGGUGCAUGCCCUGGACGCGCAGGAAUGGCUGUAUGAGCGGCUGUGUACACGACUGCAUGCAUGGGCUCCUGCGUUGGACUCGUUCCGUGGCCGUGCGUAUCCGCGGCCGACACCUCGUCGGUGGCGCGUAGCGCUGGCCGCCGUGCACUUUGCUGUGCGUCUUCAAAAGGCACGCGAGCGUAUGUACAGUACAUAG